GGCAUCGUGCGCGGCGACGAGGCGGCGCUGCGGGCCGCGCUGGCCAGCAGCCGGGCGCUCAAGGGCCGGCGGGUGCCGCUCACACCCGCCGACUACCUGAACCUGACGGCGGACUGCGCGCGCUACCGCGCCCGGCGGCGCUUCCUGCAGGUGGCGCUGAGCGAGGAGGAGGCGGCCUUCCCGCUCGCCUUCUCCAUGGUCAUCCACGACCAGCUGGAGCUGUUCGAGCGCCUCCUGCGCGCCCUGUACGCGCCGCAGAACGUGUACUGUGUGCACGUGGACGCCAAGGCGCCCGCCGAGUUCCUGCAGGCCGUGCGGGCCCUGGCCGCCUGCUUCCCCAACGUCUUCGUGGCCAGCCGGCUGGAGCACGUCGUCUACGCGUCCUGGUCGCGCCUGCAGGCCGACCUCAACUGCAUGGAGGACCUGCUGCGCCGGCCCGAGCCCUGGCGCUACCUGCUCAACACCUGCGGCACCGACUUCCCCCUCAAGACCAACGCCGAGAUCGUGCGGGCCCUGCAGCUGCUCCGUGGCCGCAACAGCAUGGAGUCGGAGCAGCCCUCUGCCAUCAAGCGCCAGCGCUGGCACUACCAGUACCAAGUGUCUGGGAGUGGUGCCCUGGUGCCCACCAGCGUGACCAAGAGCCCCCCGCCGCUGGGUAGCGCCAAAAUGUUCACGGGCAAUGCCUACAUAGUGGUGACGCGAGACUUCGUGCGCCACAUCCUGGAGAGCCCCGAGGUGCAGCGCCUGCUGGCCUGGGCCCAGGACACGUACAGCCCAGAUGAGCACGUGUGGGCCACGCUACAGCGCCUGCCGGGCGUGCCGGGCUCCUUGCCGCCCAACGACAAGUACCAUCUGUCUGACAUGAAUGCCCUGGCACGCUUUGUCAAGUGGCAGUACCUGGAGGGCGACAUAGGGCGGGGGGCACCCUACCCACCGUGCACCGGCACGCACCGGCACGCCAUCUGCAUCUACGGCCUGGGAGACCUGCCCUGGAUGCUCCAGCAGCAACACCUGCUGGCCAACAAGUUUGACCUGAGUGUGGACGAGCAGGCGGUGCAGUGCCUGGAGGAGCACCUGCGCCACCAGGCGCUCUUUGGUCCAGGGUCAUAAGUCCGCCGCUGCGCAUAGUCCAAGGCAUGGGCAAGGCUGCCGAGCACAGAAAGCCCGAUUGUCACCGCUGCCUGAGGGACAGGGCCACCUACCUGCCAGGCAGCCAUUGCUGAAGCAGGUCUGCCCUGUCCUUCCCCUGAUGCUACCUCCAGCCUCUGCUUGGCUCAGGGAGAAGACCCAAGAGGCCAAGCUAAGCCAGCUCAACCCAUGGCUCAGGUCCCC
Molecule: messenger RNA, 1332 nt
Organism: Gavialis gangeticus (Gharial)
Lineage: Eukaryota; Metazoa; Chordata; Crocodylia; Gavialidae
Gene: GCNT3
Product: glucosaminyl (N-acetyl) transferase 3, mucin type
Exons: 1
Cellular component (GO): membrane
Molecular function (GO): acetylglucosaminyltransferase activity
Source: RefSeq, a predicted model, not a curated record